AUGGAGCCGCCGACAUGGGUCAUUCUGCUUCUGCUGGUCAUCGUUCAGAUCGGCUUUGGAGGCUACUCGAUCGUCUUGCAGGCCUUUGCCAAGAAUGAGCAUGCCGACUCCCUCGUCUUUAGCACCCUGCGCGAUGCUUUUUGUGCCCCUGUUCUGAUGUUGGCGGCCAUUGUGACCGAAGGCGGCUUUCGCGUUCCCCGCGUCUCGGAGCUCGCAUUCUUUGGCGCGCUCGGUCUGACGGGCAUGUUUGGCAAUCAGCUUGGCUUUAUUGAGGGUCUUUAUUACGCUGGACCGGACGUAGCCAGCAUUUUCCAGCCCUUGAUUCCCGUUUUCACGGCUUUUUUUGCCUUUGUCGUCUGCAUGGAGCGCCUUCCCUCCUCCUCCCGCUGGUAUCAGUGGUUCAAAGUGGCUGGCAUCUGCCUUGGAGCUGGCGGCGCUAUUGUCAUGACGCUCGCCAAGUCCAGCUCUGCUGAUUCGAUUGAUAUCAAGCAAUUCAAUUCGACAGCUUGCAAUGAUACAGCCUACAACGUGACCACCUGGUCUCAGAAGGAUUGCCACUUGUGGUCCGACCUUGACGGAGUGGUCCCAGCCUAUCAACAGAUUGGUCUGGCGCUGGAGGCGAGCUGUAAUAACUCGAUUGUCACGCUAUCAUUUUACAAUGACAGCAAAUGCGCAUCCCCCAUGAACAUCAACAUGAUCUUGAAUGAUACGUGCAGCGCAUUGACUGAUAAGACCACCUGGUCAUGUGCCUCCAGCUCUGGCGCAAAGAGCGAGAUUCUCGGCAUCAUCUUUUUGAUCAUCAACUGCUCCUCCAUGGCCUUUUACGUGCUGUUGCAAAAGCGCUACAUCUUUGAUGGGUCUGGCACCAUCAGUCGCUGGGGCAAAUACCCGGUGCAUGUCACUGCUUGGAGCUACUUGUUUGGGGCUUUGUGCAUGGCAAUUGCCACGGGAAUCCGGUAUGCCAUCCAGCAAGACAAGUCUGUUUUCGUGAUCAAAACAGCAACCUUUGGUGGCCUGGCCUACGCUGUGUUGGUUAGCUCAGCUCUGUGCUACGGCCUCAUCACUUUCUGCAACAAAUACAUCUCCAGUCUUGUUGUGACGGCCAGCUGGCCCCUCCAGGUCUUUGUAACGGUGAUCCUGUCCUACAUUGUCUUCAACAUUAAGCUGCAGUCCUUGGAAUAUGUGGGCAUGGGUUUGAUUUUACUUGGCAUGAUGGCUGUUGCCUAUGGCAACUUCCGCGAGCAGCAGGAGAAGCGACGGGAUGGCUACGACAUGCUUAUCAACGAUACAGAUUAG
This is a messenger RNA of Monosiga brevicollis MX1, 1296 nucleotides long. RefSeq lists its product as uncharacterized. Gene Ontology annotation, molecular function: transmembrane transporter activity. Gene Ontology annotation, cellular component: membrane. The transcript has 8 exons. The coding region runs from base 1 to 1296 and encodes 431 amino acids. The record is from RefSeq and is a predicted model, not a curated record. NCBI's taxonomy places the organism in Eukaryota, Choanoflagellata, Craspedida, Salpingoecidae.